CUCUUUUUCAUAGGGAAUCAUGAUCAUGCUGAAACUCUGGACUCUUCUUCUUGCCUAUGGGCUGAUUAUUUGUCAGAUGUACAUCUCACAGGCAGCUCCAUCCAGAAAUAGCAAGGAUGCCUUGACAGAUGGAGUCACACUAUCCAGUGACGAUGCUCAAAGGUUACUCAGAGCUAUCAAGGAGUUUAUGCAGAUAACUUCAGAUGAGCAAGAGCAACAAACAGCUGAUGGAAACAACAAUGCAACAGCACAGAAGAGGGCAUGCAACACAGCCACCUGUGUAACCCACCGCUUGGCUGACUUCCUGAGUCGAUCGGGAGGACUGGGACACAGCAAUUUUGUUCCCACCAAUGUGGGUGCCCAGGCAUUUGGCAGAAGGAAGCGACACGGUCCUCUGUGA
This is a messenger RNA of Scomber scombrus (Atlantic mackerel), 400 nucleotides long. It is a transcript of the gene calca, whose product is annotated as calcitonin/calcitonin-related polypeptide, alpha. Gene Ontology annotation, molecular function: calcitonin receptor binding; hormone activity. NCBI's taxonomy places the organism in Eukaryota, Metazoa, Chordata, Actinopteri, Scombriformes, Scombridae. The record is from RefSeq and is a predicted model, not a curated record. Gene Ontology annotation, cellular component: extracellular region. Bases 20 to 400 code for a protein of 126 amino acids. The transcript has 3 exons.